UAAGACCAGUCCAUCGUCAACUAGACACCCCGUCUUAAAUUCUUUCUUAUCUAAGAACGCCGGCCUAACUCCGCCGCCGCCGCCGUGCCCCGGUUCCAGAUCCAACGUCCCCUAUGGAUUCAUCAAACGGCUCUGCUCGCGAGCCCCUGAUAGGAAGCCACGGAGAAGCUUCAUCUCUCCACGCGGAGGCCGGAACCAGCAAUGAGCUAGAGAGUAUCCUGCUCGAUGCAGAAAUCCCACGGUGGCAGCGUCUCAAGCUCGCCACCUGGGUCGAGCUGAAGCUCCUCUUCUACAUCGCCGCUCCGGCCGUCGUCGUCUACAUGAUCAACUACCUAAUGUCCAUGUCCACCCAAAUCUUCUCCGGCCACCUUGGCAAUCUCGAGCUCGCCGCCGCUUCCCUCGGCAAUACCGGCAUUCAGAUCUUCGCUUACGGUCUCAUGCUGGGAAUGGGGAGUGCAGUGGAGACUCUGUGCGGUCAAGCGUUCGGAGGAGGGAGAUACGAAAUGCUCGGAAUCUAUCUCCAAAGAUCGACAAUACUCCUGACAAUAACCGGACUCCUUCUCUCCCUAGUGUACAUAUUCUCGGAGCCGAUCCUGGUCUUCCUCGGACAGGCGCCGGACAUAGCCUCGGCGGCGGCGGUGUUCGUGUACGGACUAAUCCCGCAAAUCUUCGCCUACGCGGUCAACUUCCCCAUCCAGAAAUUUCUACAGGCCCAGAGCAUCGUGGCGCCGAGCGCCUACAUAUCCGCCGCCACGCUGGUGGUCCACGUCGUCGUGAGCUGGCUGUUGGUGUACAAGGCCGGCCUGGGCCUGUUGGGCGCGUCCCUGGUGCUGAGCUUGUCGUGGUGGGUGAUCGUGGCGGCGCAGUUUGUGUAUAUAGUGAAGAGUGAGAGGUGCCGGAAGACAUGGACGGGGUUCUCCGUCCAGGCCUUCUCCAGCCUCUGGGGUUUCUUUAAAUUGUCUGCAGCUUCUGCUGUUAUGCUAUGUUUGGAGACCUGGUACUUCCAGAUUCUUGUUUUGCUGGCGGGUCUUCUUGAAAACCCGGAAUUGGCCUUGGAUGCACUCUCUAUUUGUACAACUAUCUCAGGAUGGGUAUUUAUGAUAUCGAUUGGAUUCAAUGCUGCGAUAAGUGUGAGGGUGAGCAAUGAACUGGGAGCAGGGCAUCCAAAAUCCGCUGCAUUUUCAGUGGUGGUUGUCAACGUUGUCUCCUUGAUCAUCUCAUUGAUUGCGGCCGUCGUCAUCCUUUUGCUGCGUGAUGAAAUCAGCUAUGUCUUCACCGGAGGGGAAGCCGUGGCCUAUGCUGUUUCUGACCUCUGCCCGUUGCUUGCGCUCACUCUUGUCCUCAAUGGGAUCCAGCCUGUGUUAUCCGGUGUGGCGGUUGGGUGCGGAUGGCAAACGUUCGUGGCCUACGUCAACGUGGGAUGCUAUUACGUAGUUGGAGUUCCUUUGGGAUCAGUCAUGGGAUUUUAUUUCAAACUAGGAGCAAAGGGUAUAUGGUGUGGAAUGAUUGGGGGGACAGUGAUGCAGACUAUCAUUUUAGCUUGGGUAACUUUCCGUACUGACUGGGCCAAAGAGGUUGAAGUAGCCAAGAAAAGAUUGAAUCAAUGGGGCGCAGGGAAAGAGCCUCCUCUUUUGAAGAACUGAAAGGGGCGCCCGUGUACCUAUACUAUACAUCCGGAUGUAUGAUGUUUCGCGUACAUCCGCUUGAAUACUCAUUUUCGAAUAACUGAAUACUCAUUUACGAUUAUAAUUGAAUUUUAGAAAAAUAAGUAUUCAACUACUCCAAAAUGAGUAUUCCAUUUUUCGAAAAAUGAAUAUUUAGUUGCUCGUAAAUGAGUACUCAGGACGGAUGUACGGGAAAUAUCGUACUACCGGUUUUACGGUAUAUAUAGCUUCGUAUGCCACUGUAUUAUUAUUCCAUCUUCGUCGAAAAAAGCCAGUUGAAAUUUGUCACUAAUAGGUGCCCAUUUUUCAUCCCUAUCCUUCGAAUUGUCAAAGGUUAGGGGUUAAAUCAGCCAAGGGAUUGGGACCAGCAAACGUGUCAAGGGAUGUGCAAUAUUUUUACUUUGUGUAUUGUUUUUUUUUUUUUGGAAGGAUUACUUUGUGUAUUGUUGUUCUUAGUUUAUUUGAAAAUAAAUUCACGUUGUUGGU
Cuscuta campestris is the source of this 2150-nucleotide messenger RNA. The record is from the annotation of a GenBank genome assembly. NCBI's taxonomy places the organism in Eukaryota, Viridiplantae, Streptophyta, Magnoliopsida, Solanales, Convolvulaceae.